AUGGCCGAGCAAAACGAAGGAAUCCAAACUGUACAAAAUCCUGAUGUCGUCCAAAAAUACCAAAUGGCGGCAGAACUUUCGAAUCGCGUGCUUAAGUUGGUUAUUGAUUCCGCUGUAGAUGGUGCAAGAAUAUUGGAUCUUUGUGCAUUAGGUGAUAAAUCAAUAGAAGAUGGUGUGAAAAAUCUUUUUGCGAAAGCUAAAAAUAUCUCCAAAGGAAUUGCUUUUCCAACUUGCGUUUCCGUCAAUCAUAUUAUCUGUCAUUUUUCUCCGUUAUCAUCUGACCCUGAAGGAUCUGAUGUAUUGAAAAAUGGUGAUUUAGCAAAAAUUCAAUUAGGUGCUCAAAUUGAUGGUUAUGCUUCAAUCGUGGCCACUACUAUUGUUGUUGGUGCAUCUAAAGACAAACCUGUCAAGGGUAAAUUAGCCGAUGUCAUAACCGCUGCUCAUUUGGCAUCGGAGGCUGCCUUGAGGUUAGUAAAACCUGGUUUAUCCAAUAACAAAGUAACCGAAACGAUACAAAAGAUUGCUAAAUCUUUUGAUACAAAUUCUGUUGAAGGUAAUAAUUUAAAAUUACUAAGUGAAUGCGAAAGAAAUGAUAUUGAGGGUAAAAAACAAAUUAUUCUCAAUCCGAAUGAAGCUCAAAAACGCGACUUUGAAACUGUACAAUUCGGCGAGAAUGAAGUAUAUGGUAUUGAUAUCUUGAUCUCAACUGGGGAAGGAAAA
Molecule: messenger RNA, 720 nt
Organism: Racocetra persica
Lineage: Eukaryota; Fungi; Glomeromycota; Glomeromycetes; Diversisporales; Gigasporaceae
Source: the annotation of a GenBank genome assembly